Papilio machaon (common yellow swallowtail) is the source of this 2673-nucleotide messenger RNA. Its product is annotated as loricrin. The record is from RefSeq and is a predicted model, not a curated record. Gene Ontology annotation, molecular function: chitin binding. Lineage: Eukaryota; Metazoa; Arthropoda; Insecta; Lepidoptera; Papilionidae. Gene Ontology annotation, cellular component: extracellular region. The transcript is spliced from 2 exons. The annotation marks the transcript as partial.
AGAAUUAUCUAAAGUAUCAAUUAUCUCUAGAAAUCAGUGAUUUUAGUAGUGAUUAAUGUAAAGAUUAUCUAAUAUCACUAACUGCAUGCACUUCAAAUCAUUCCUUCUAAGUAAUAUGCCGAUAAACUUGGAGUAAUGUAUAAAAUUGUGAGGAUAAUCGAAAUAUCUGCAGUUUUAAAGAAGACAUCAUAAGUUUCUGUGUAUAACGGGGAUAGUAAAAAAUUUUUAUCGAGUGCAAGGAUUAUAAUGAAAGGCGCAGGAAUCACUUUGAUCUGCGCAAUAACACUUGUCCAAGCGAAUGUAGUGAAAAUAAAUAAAAAUGGAUGUCCCUUGGACCAAACGGAAGAAAAGUUACUAGAGCAUAAUAAUUGCAACAAAUUCUAUCAAUGUGUUAGAGGAGAAUUAGUGGAGCACACCUGCCCAAAUGAUUUACUUUUCAAUAUAAAUACUGACCAGUGCGAUUGGCCCCAAAACGUUGUUUGUGGCCAUAGAGUUAUACCAGAAGAUGAAGAUAAAAACAACGAGGGUGAAAACAACAACAGUAAUUGCAAGUGCAAUCCAAGUGAGGCACCAAAUAUAUGCGCUGCUAAAGACUCUACUGGACUACUUGUAGCACAUGAAAAUUGCAACCAAUUUUAUAAAUGUUUUAAUGGCGUUCCUAUUACCCAGGAUUGUCCUCAUGGCUUACUUUACAACCCGUACAGAGAACAAUGUGAUUGGCCGCAAAAUGUAAAUUGUGGCGACAGAGUAAUCCCAGAGAUUGAAGACACAGAUGAUGGGGAUGAUCAAAACGAAGGAGGUUGUGGGGAAGACGGAAGCGGUGAUGGUGCUGGAGGUGGUGGAGGUGGGAACAAUGAUAAUUGUAACUGUAACCCAGGAGAAGCACCAUCUAUAUGUGGCGCACCAGGAUCCAAUGGAAUAUUAAUAGCUCAUGAAAUUUGUAAUCAGUUUUAUAAGUGUUAUAACGGAGCACCAGUAGCUAUGAGCUGCCCUGGCAGUCUUCUCUACAAUCCCCAUUCAGAACAAUGCGAUUGGCCCAAUGCAGUAACCUGUGGAGACAGAGUGAUUCCAGAUGGCAACGAAUCCGAAGGAGGUGACGGAAGCGGCAACGGCAACGACAAUGGUAAUGGUGAAGGAGGCUCCGGUGGAGGAGGCGGUGGUGGAGGCGGCGGUGGAGGCGGCGGCGAAGGCGGUGGUGGAAACAACGGCACUUGCAAUUGCAAUCCAGGAGAAGCGCCCUCUAUCUGCGGCGGGCCGGGAUCGAACGGAGUAUUGAUUGCUCACGAGAAUUGCAACCAGUUUUACAAAUGUUACAACGGGGCACCAGUUGCCAUGAGUUGUCCUGGCAAUCUUCUUUACAAUCCCUAUUUAGAACAAUGCGAUUGGCCCAAUGCAGUUAACUGUGGAGACAGAGUUAUCCCAGAAGACUGCGAUACUGAAGGAGGUGGCAAUGGAAAUGGUGAUGGUAACGGCAAUGGUGAUGGAGGCGGCGGUGGAAGUGGCGGUGGAGGCGGUGGUGGAGGCGGCGGUGGAGGCGGUGGCGGUGGAGGCGGCAGCGGCGGAGGAGGCGGCGGUAGCGGUGGUGGAAACAACGGCACUUGCAAUUGCAAUCCAGGAGAAGCGCCCUCUAUCUGCGGCGGGCCGGGAUCGAACGGAGUAUUGAUUGCUCACGAGAAUUGCAACCAGUUUUACAAAUGUUACAACGGGGCACCAGUUGCCAUGAGUUGUCCUGACAAUCUUCUUUACAAUGCCUAUUUAGAACAAUGCGAUUGGCCCAAUGCAGUUAACUGUGGAGACAGAGUUAUCCCAGAAGACUGCGACACUGAAGGAGGUGGCAAUGGAAAUGGUGAUGGUAACGGCAAUGGUGAUGGAGGCGGCGGUGGAAGUGGCGGUGGAGGCGGCGGUGGAGGCGGCGGUGGUGGCGGUGGCGGCGGAGGCGGCGGAGGCGGCGGCGGCGGUAGCGGUGGUGGAAACAACGGCACUUGUAAUUGCAAUCCAGGAGAAGCGCCCUCUAUCUGCGGCGGGCCGGGAUCGAACGGAGUAUUGAUUGCUCACGAGAAUUGCAACCAGUUUUACAAGUGUUACAACGGGGCACCAGUUGCCAUGAGUUGUCCUGACAACCUUCUUUACAAUCCCUAUUUAGAACAAUGCGAUUGGCCCAAUGCAGUUAACUGUGGAGACAGAGUUAUCCCAGAAGACUGCGAUACUGAAGGAGGUGGCAAUGGAAAUGGUGAUGGUAACGGCAAUGGUGAUGGAGGCGGCGGUGGAAGUGGCGGUGGAGGCGGUGGUGGAGGCGGCGGUGGAGGCGGUGGCGGUGGAGGCGGCGGCGGCGGAGGAGGCGGCGGUAGCGGUGGUGGAAACAACGGCACUUGCAAUUGCAAUCCAGGAGAAGCGCCCUCUAUCUGCGGCGGGCCGGGAUCGAACGGAGUAUUGAUUGCUCACGAGAAUUGCAACCAGUUUUACAAGUGUUACAACGGGGCACCAGUUGCCAUGAGUUGUCCUGACAACCUUCUUUACAAUCCCUAUUUAGAACAAUGCGAUUGGCCCAAUGCAGUUAACUGUGGAGACAGAGUUAUCCCAGAAGACUGCGAUACUGAAGGAGGUGGCAAUGGAAAUGGUGAUGGUGGCGGCGGUGGAAGUGGCGGUGGAGGCGGUAGUGGAGGCGGCGGUGGA